AUGACGGAUGUUUUCCGCGGUCCCCAACGUCCCAAACACCUUGAUCGCGGCCUCGACCAGACGCCAUCAUUGCGCACACCAUCCAAGAUGACCACGCCGGCGGUAGUCCGUGACAACUUCGUCUACAAUGAUGCUUUUUUCGCCCAGGUCGACGACAACAAGCGACACCCUCGGGCCUCUGUCGCCGAGUUGACUUCGCUGCUACGACCUGAGACCAGUUCUGCUCCACCACCCAAAGACCAAGUCGGCCACUGGUACCAAGCUCAACUUUUGCACUAUGGACUGCCAUCAAGUAAAGAUAAGAACACAGCANAAGUUCGACUCCUCCAGGCCAUCAACGCCAACACUUNNUCCGUGCCCGAUCAUGUCACCAAGCUAGAGAAGGACAUGAAGAAGGAGUUCAAUGCUGCUGCAAGAAAAGCAAAGGCUGCAGAGAAGACCACUCCAGCUCCAACCAAGGGCAAGAAAAGAACCCACGAAGAGGCAACAACAAAUACAAAGAUCACCUUGACCGUCGGUAGAGUCUCUAUCACUGUGGACCAGCAGACGGCUGCCUCCAUCNCCUCCGCUGUAGCUGGAGCAUCCGAUCCCGCCGCCAAGAAGGCCAAAAUCGUCAAAGAGAAAGUUGUUCCCGCGAAGACAAAGCAGAUCAAGGAUGCUGCAGCCGCUGUCAAUCUCAAGAAGUCCGCUCAAGACAGUACUACCGUCAAAGCCAAGCCUUCGUCCACUACUGAGAAAUCGACCAAGAGGACUGAGUUGACCAGGACACAAACCAAGAGUACUGAACCUGCGCAACCUAAACCAAAGGCUGCUCCCAAGCCCAAAGAUUCCUCCACUGUGGACAAACAGAAAGCAGAACCCAAAGCCACGAAGCCGACGGGAGAUAAGUCCAGUCCACCUCCACCACGCACAAAACAGACCGCCCGUAGAAGCAAGCCCUUUAACCCCUUGCCACAUGACAGACCACUUGGAAACCAGCCGCAGCACACACAUGACCACACCCCUAGCGAUUGGAACCAUCUACCGCAUAUCAAAUCCGAGUCUGACAGAGACGUCAAUGGCACCUACCUUCUGCAUUUGCGAUCCCACUCUCCCGACAAUAUUCCUCAAUUCAAUGGUCCUCCUCGCGUAUCCAUCCACCACGACGUCUACACAAACAAGCUCUGGGGACACUUCACCAUUGGUCCAAAGACUGGCGUCAUCCGUGUUGAUGACUUUACUCUCGGUACUCCUCGGGUAUGCAGUUUCAACUGGCGUGCUCGCGACAUGAGCAGUGGACAACUGCGAUUUGGACGUUAUUGUGAAGGUAUGAUGGAGCUCAGUAUUCAUGGCCUUGAUAGAGGCACCUUCUAUCGCUUGUUCGAUGGCCUUGAUGUCGAUUUUGGUGUCAGCAGUAUCACCAGAGACACUCAGAUGGACUGGCCUGACUGGAUGGAUCAAUGGGAGAGUUACGUGAAGGAGGCUUACGGCUCCAAACAGCCAACAGAGGAUGAAUCCAUUAAACCUCGCGUCCGCACGAAGCAGACAGCACGUAAGAAAUAG
Molecule: messenger RNA, 1542 nt
Organism: Aureobasidium musti
Lineage: Eukaryota; Fungi; Ascomycota; Dothideomycetes; Dothideales; Saccotheciaceae
Source: the annotation of a GenBank genome assembly